AUGGCAUCGCCGUUUGCGCUUCCAGCCUCGGAACGCCAAGCGUUCUUCACGCUGCUUGAUGAAUAUUUUUCGUCUCGGCCUCAUGUUUUAGACCAUUUCCAAACACCAUUGGCGCCGUCCGUGACGGCGGCCCCCACUGUGUCCACUACGUCAGACACGCCCUUGGCAGGGAAAAAAGCCGCGCCACCCCCACCUCCCCGCCGAAGCAAUAGUACCAUGUCUUCGGCUUCGACACCUGCUCCCCCCUACUCCCCACCCGUGGACCACCUCGCAUCCGAGAUGGAGGACAAAGCUCAUGUUUCGUCCGUGCAUCACGGCAUUCGCAAGCCUGCAGGCUUGACGACCACCAAGUCUAUUGGAUUUUUGGAUACUUCAUCGAAAGGGGCUGCUGUACGUUCCGUAAUUGGGCAUGCUGUUAAGCGGCCGGAAGACCGACCUGCUCCCGGGGCUGGCGACUACUACACCUCGCCCCCUGCUGUGGCAACGCCAAGCACAUCAACGUACCCUACAGCUGCCCCCGUUUCUACGCCGGCGUCCGCCGUAUCGUCCUCUUUUAUCGGUACCGCUGAGGCCUUGUAUACCUUUGCUGGCACAGAACCUGGCGAUCUUCACGUCGAAAAGGGCGAGACCAUUCACCUGCUAGAGAAAGUCUCCGCUGACUGGUACCGUGCUCAAAGUGCGGAUGGCACACGGGAAGGCAUUGUCCCGACCAACUACAUCCAAGUAUCGUGA
Molecule: messenger RNA, 732 nt
Organism: Malassezia pachydermatis
Lineage: Eukaryota; Fungi; Basidiomycota; Malasseziomycetes; Malasseziales; Malasseziaceae
Product: rhogef domain-containing protein gxci-like isoform x1
Exons: 3
Coding region: 1-732 (243 amino acids)
Molecular function (GO): protein binding
Source: RefSeq, a predicted model, not a curated record